AUGUUCAGGAACACCAACGAGUUGAAUGACCACCCAAUAAAUCACCUGUAUCAAACAGAACGUACCCCCCGCGUCCCUGGCAGGAUAUGCUGUGGAUGUCACAGGUUAUUUGCCUCAGUUUCCAUUCCUGACCUGUGCUCGAACUGCGGUCAUACAACAUGCGAAGCGUGUCUGGAGAUUGAAUUUGUGUCCCGUGGUCACAACUUGAUUUCUCAUCAAAACACAAAUGAAGCGCCUAGUAACCUACUCGGAAAAGUCCAGUCUGCUCACUUGGAGCCGAAUCAGGCUCGGGACGUGAAUGGACAUAAUUGGCAAGAAUUGCGAGAACAGAUGCAACAUGAACGGGAUCAUGAACAGGGAAACCAAGUGGAGCCACAUCAAGAACAUCCUAAAGAGCAGCAUUUGCCAUCAAUUUCAGGGAGAAAAAAACGCAAGCUGAAUAUGACCAAGUGCCAAAGGUGCCGGGAUGACAAAAAGGCUUGUAUUCGGCAAGAUUCGGAAAAAUGCAACCGCUGUACUGAAAAGGGGCUUCUUUGCUCAGAAGGAACCCGUGUGAUACGCCCUAGGAAGCUUCCAUCGAAUGCAACUCUCGUAAGCUACUACGAAAUGAUGGCCAUGGCUAGAACAAGGCUUGACGAACUUUUCGAAACCAUGGACUCGUUCUUUGCAGGCCUUCGUUUUCGCAUUAACGAAAAUCCGGCUUCAGAAUUUAGAAUUUUUGUCAAUGCCAUCUACUAUCAAGCAAUUCUCCCAUGCUUGGCAAAACUCUUGACUGAGAAACAGUCCCCGGAAACCCUUCCGACACGUUCUUCGCUUAUCAGUCUAAUCAUCGCUGUAUUUCCCAACUCUCUGACUGAUACUUGCCCUCUUUGCGGGGAAAGCAAUGACGAGAUACCGAUUGAUGGGCUUAGAGAUUCUAUGGACUCAUGCAGAAAUUUUCUGUUCAAGGAACAUCUGCUCAAGUACCAUGGCGAUCAGCUCGGUGAGGACAAACUGGAAGAAGAAAUACAAAUCUAUACCACUUUGUCAACUGAAGUACCACAGAAAAUCGGAGUGGCGCUUGAAUCUUUGGGCCUUUCCAAACUUGCCGAGCAGAGUAGAUUUUUCGGACUUUUCCAUGAUGACUCAGUGAGUUGGAAGAAUUGGAAGACAUCGAUAUCGCAUAUAGGAUAUUUUGACUGCUUGGGAAGGACAGUCUUGCAUCGUAUACUUGAUGGCGUUUUUGAAGACGAUCAAGAACUUUCAUUUGUUGUGGAACAGGAUGAACGCUUAUGGAACGAUAUCGCCCUAUGGAAUAGUCGAGACAUACUUGGGAGAACACCACUGCACAUAUUGUGCCAGUUCGAUGAGUAUAGUUUGUUGAUCAAAUCAAUUCAUAAGGUGUUGAAAGCAGGCGCGAGCUCAGGAAUCUCAACGGCUUAUGGGACUACUCCGUUGCAUCACGCUGCUGCGAACGGAUCUGUUCAAAUAUGCAAAUUGUUGAUAGAACAUGGAUGCAAAUCCUAUAUGGAGGCUAGAGAUUUUUCCGAGAGAACCGCACUCGACUAUGCGGUGAUCGGGGAACGUCAAAAAACAGUGGAUCUGUUAACAGACCUUUAUAUUGAGGCUGGGUUGGAGGUAGAGAUGGCGAAAGCACACAGGACCGCAGUAGCAGUGAGGGAAGGAACUUACAGAUCGUGGAAAGUCUACGUCUAA
Bipolaris zeicola 26-R-13 is the source of this 1695-nucleotide messenger RNA. RefSeq lists its product as uncharacterized. Gene Ontology annotation, cellular component: cilium. The record is from RefSeq and is a predicted model, not a curated record. Bases 1 to 1695 code for a protein of 564 amino acids. Gene Ontology annotation, molecular function: protein binding. Lineage: Eukaryota; Fungi; Ascomycota; Dothideomycetes; Pleosporales; Pleosporaceae. The transcript has 3 exons.